CACACACACACACACCGGCCGGUCUCCGUCUCUGUCCCGGUUGUCCUCCUCUUCCUCCUCCACCUCCUCUUCCUCGUCCUCUCACCGGGACCCAGCCGCCCUCAGUCAUGUCGACCCGGAGCUUCUUCGUGGGAGGAAACUGGAAGAUGAACGGAAACAAGGAGACUCUGAGCGGGAUGAUGGUGAAGCUGAACACCGCUGAGCUGCACCAGCACACCGAGGUGGUGUGUGCGGCGCCCUCCAUCUACCUGGACUUCGUCCGCUCGGGUCUGGAUCCCAGGAUCGGCGUCGCAGCGCAGAACUGCUACAAAGUGUCCAAGGGGGCGUUCACAGGGGAGAUCAGCCCGGAUAUGAUAAAGGACUGUGGGGCAGACUGGGUCGUCCUGGGACACUCUGAGCGCCGCCACGUGUUCGGAGAGAGCGACGAUCUGAUUGGACAGAAGGUGGCUCACGCUCUGGAGAGCGGUCUGCGUGUGAUCGCCUGCAUCGGGGAGAAGCUGGAGGAGCGAGAGGCCGGAACCACUGAAGAGGUUGUGUACGCUCAGACACAGGUGAUCGCAGAGAAUGUGAAUGACUGGGGGAAAGUGGUGCUGGCGUAUGAACCUGUGUGGGCGAUCGGCACGGGGCAGACAGCGACACCUGAGCAGGCUCAGGAGGUCCAUGAGAAGCUGAGGGCGUGGCUUAGAGCCAACGUCUCUGACGACGUGGCCGACUCUGUUCGCAUCAUCUACGGAGGCUCGGUGACGGCAGCGAACUGCAGAGAGCUGGCGUCUCAGGGCGACGUGGACGGUUUCCUGGUGGGCGGAGCUUCUCUGAAACCAGAGUUUGUCGACAUCAUCAACGCACGUGCGUAACAGACGCAGGUUCCAUCAGGACCGAUCCCAGAAACACGUUUCCCUUCAGGUCGCCACGUGUUCACGUCCGUGUGUCUGCAGGGCGUUAGGUAAACCAGUGUCACAGCUUUCUCUUGUUUUACUGUCGUUUGUGGGAAUUUUGCAUUUAUUUUAUUUAUCAUAUUUAUAUAGAGGUUAAAUAGAAGUUUCUAGAAUUUAAACUUUAUUCUCAGUCUUGAUUUUCAGUCUUUAAAGGGACAAGGAUUGUUGAGGACAGAUCUGAUACGAAACGUCUCUAUCGGUGAAGUUUUCAGUUUCCUGCUGAUAAUUUGAGGAAAAGCUUUUGUUGUGUGUUUUUAAACAGGUUGAUUAACUGUUGUGAUGUUGUGUUACCGAUGAACGGCUCUCACUGUUCAUAACAACAAAAGCUCCGGACAGAAUUUACCGAAACACAAAAUAUAAGAAGAAGCUUUAUUAUGUAAUACUAGAAUCUGGGCUUUUAUUGUGAAGUGUUUCCCCAUAGACACAAUAGAUUAACUCUGCACGUUACUGUUGUUUGUUGAACUCUGUAUUUAUGACCAAUGUAAUAAAUAAACUAAUAAGGA
This is a messenger RNA of Paralichthys olivaceus (Japanese flounder), 1438 nucleotides long. Its product is annotated as triosephosphate isomerase. The record is from RefSeq and is a predicted model, not a curated record. Gene Ontology annotation, cellular component: cytosol. Gene Ontology annotation, molecular function: triose-phosphate isomerase activity. Gene Ontology annotation, biological process: gluconeogenesis; glyceraldehyde-3-phosphate biosynthetic process; glycolytic process. NCBI's taxonomy places the organism in Eukaryota, Metazoa, Chordata, Actinopteri, Pleuronectiformes, Paralichthyidae.